AUGUCGCGCUGGCUGUGGCCGUGGUCGAGCUGCAUGAAAAAGCGAGCCUGCCGCUACCUGCUGCAGCACUACCUGGGCCACUUCCUGCAGGAGCGGCUGAGCCUGGAGCAGCUCAGCCUGGACUUGUACCAGGGCAGCGGCGGGCUGCGGGACAUCCACCUGGACGUGUGGUCGGUGAAUGAGCUGCUGGAAUCUGUGGAAUCCCCCCUGGAACUGGUGGAUGGCUUCGUGGGCUCCAUCGAGGUGGCGGUGCCCUGGGCUGCCCUCCUCACUGACCACUGCACCAUGCAGGUGUCCGGCCUGCAGCUCACUCUGCGACCACGGAGUGGGCAAGGGCCCGGGAUGGCCGAGUCUCAGAGCUGGACCUCAUGCAUGACCACCAGCCUGCAGCUAGCCCAGGAGUGCCUUCGGGAGGGGGCCCCCGAGCCCACCGAGCCCCCCCAGCCCCUGGAGGGCCUGGAGAUGUUCGCCCAGACCAUCGAGACGGUUCUUCGAAGAAUCAAAGUGACCUUCCUGGACACGAUCGUGCGGGUAGAGCACACGCCUGGCGGCGGCGAUGCCAACAUGGCCCUCGAGGUCCACAUUCAGAGGCUGGAGUACUGUGACGAGGCUGUGCGGGACCCGAGCCAGGCUCUCCCCGUGGAUGUGCACCAGCCCCCCGCCUUCCUGCACAAGCUGCUCCAGCUGUCUGGCGUGAGACUUCACUAUGAGGAAUGUCCCCCUCCUCAGGAAGAGCCCCCCAGCCCCCCACUGCAGAUCGGCAGCUGCUCGGGGUACAUGGAGCUGACAGUAAAGCUGAAGCAGAACGAGGCCUUCCCUGGGCCCAGGAUGGAAGUGUCGGGGCAGGUGGGCUGCCUGCACUUACUUCUGGCCCCCCAACAACUUCUGCAGCUUCAGGACCUUUUCAGCGCCCUCAGCCUAGCAGAGACGGAGGGGCUGUCGGAGAAGGCUAACAAGAGCCGCCCCCUCGGGGCUGAGGACCUGAGGCUCAUCGAGCAGGACCUGAGCCAGCAGCUGCAGGGGGGCGGCCCGGCCCUCUCCUCCGACCCUCUGCUGGGCAUGGACAGCACAGAUCUCUUCUUCUCCAUGGCCGCCCUGACCAGCAGCGUGACCUCCGCCCGCUCCGUGUCGGAGCUUUCCCUCUCCGAUGUGGACCUGAACUCCUCCGUGCACAGCGAUGGGACCCCCCGGCGCCCCCACAUCCACCCUGCCCUCCACGGCAAGGCGGCAGCACCCAUCCCCCCCGAGAGCCUCCGCCCAGAGUCCCUGCUGAAGGUGACCCUUGGCGGGAUGACGCUGACGGCCCUGCAGCAGCCCCCCGGGGCGCCCCCCGGGUGCCCCCCCGACCUUGCCGCCCAAUUCUUUGCCGAGUUUGACGCUGCCAAAGAGGGACCUUUUGGGUCCCGGGACUUCCAGCACCUCCGACCCCGCUUCCAGAAGGCCUGCCCCCGGAGCCACGUGAGGCUGACCGGCUCGGCCGUGCAGCUGAGCUGGGAGCAGCGCGGAGGGGCCGGGGGCAGGGGCCGGACGUUUAGCACCGACCUGCUCUUCGGCCAGCUGGAGGUGUUAGAGUGUCUGUGGCCCGAGGGGGUGGCCGAGCCCGAGUACACGGAGCUCCUGAGCUUCCCCAACGGCUCCGGCUUUGGGGCAUCAGCCCGACCUUGCGCCCACCUACGGUACCUUCAGACGCAGCGCCGAGUCCCCAAGAGCCACCCCCGGCGGGCAGUCUCCUGCCGUUGUACCUCCGACUUGUCCCUGGAGCUGGCUGAAUUCCAGUCUGACGUGGAGCUGGGGGCCCUGGACAGGCUUGUGGCCCUGUUCCAUCUCGCCACCACCCCAGUGGACCGGGAGCAGGGCCUGCUGGGAGAGCCUCCUUGUGCUGUGGAGCGGCAGACCGCCGUGCGGGUCGUGGCCCCUCAGGCCACCCUUCAGCUACGCUUCCCCAUCCCUGACCUGCGCCCGGAGCGCGAUCCCUGGGCGGGCCGGGCCGUGCGAGAGGAGCUUCUCCGAUUGGAACUGAACGACCUCGAGUUCCAGUCUGAGCUGAGCCACGGCCCCAGCCCACAGGCCCCCACCCGUUUGGAACUCACCUGCAGUGACCUCCACGGGACUUACGAGGACAGGGAGAAGCCAGCCGUCCCCUGCCUCCGAGUCUCCAAAACCCUGGACCCCCGGGGCCCUGGCCGCAAGUACAUCCUGCCCAAGGCAGUGGUGACCCUGAACCCCCAGUACAGCAGCUCCCAGUGGGACCUGGUGCUAGAGAAGGGAGAAGACCUGGAGCUGUCGUCGGCCGAGAGCCCCUGCGAGCUGCGGGAGCCUGAGCCUUCGCCCUUUUCCUCCAAGAGGACCAUGUAUGAGACAGAGGAGAUGGUGAUUCCUGGUGAUCCUGAGGAGAUGGGAGAAUUCCAGAGCCGGACCUUGGCCCUGUCCAGAUGCAGCCUGGAGUUGACCCUGCCCAACGCCCACAUCUUCCUGCCCAGCAAGGAGGUCUACGAGAGCAUCUACAAUAGGAUCAACAACGACCUGCUCAUGUGGGAGCCUGGAGACCUGCUCCCGGACCUGGGCCCGGCGGCCUCUGUGGCCGCCCCUGGCUUCCCCGGGCCCUCCUCCUUCUGGCACGACAACUUCAAGAUGUGCAAGUCUGCCUUUAAACUGGACUCAGACUCUGAAGAUGAAGACGUGCACUUCUUCUCAGUGAAUGAGUCUGGGGUCCCCCAGCCCCCGGCGCCAGAGCCCCGGAGUCCUCGGGCCCAGAGCACUUUCUCCACCCUGGUGACGGUGCUGAAGGGCCGCAUCACCAUCCUGUGUGAGGCCAAGGGGGAGGGGGGGAAGAAACUGGAGGACUGUCACGGGGAGCUGGUCCUCGAUGUGACUCAGGGCACCAUCUUCAGCGUCUCCCAGUACCUGGGCCAGCCCGGGCUCGGCUACUUGUGCCUCGAAUCUGACAAGGCGGCCCUCUAUCACCAAGCUGUGGUGGACGAUUACUUACUGCCUUCCCGGCUCGAGGUGCCCAGCUUCACCCCGCCCGCCCACUUGGCGCCAACCAUCUACCCCUCGGAGGAAGGGAUGACGGAUCGGGGCGCCGCAGGCCGCAAGGGCCAGGGCCAGGGGCCCCGCAUGCUGUCCACGGCGGUGCGCAUUCACCUGGACCCCCAGAAGAAUGUCAAGGAGUUCCUGGUGACCCUGCGGCUGCACGGAGCGACCCUUCGCCACCGCAUGGCCCAGCCCAGCCAAAGCUGGCACUGCCAGCUGCUGGACUUCUUGGACGUCUUGGACGACCCCAUCCUGGGCUUCCUGCCGCCCACAGUCAUCACGGUCCUCCACACACACUUGUUCUCCUGCGCCGUGGACUACAGGCCUCUCCACCUCCCCGCGAGGGUCCUCAUCACUGCGGAGACCUUCACACUGUCCAGCAACAUCAUCAUGGACACCUCCACCUUCCUGCUCAGGUUCAUCCUCGAUGACUCUGCCGUGUACCUGUCUGACAAGUGCGGGGCCGAGCCCCUCGAUCUGCGCAAGGAUUACGUCUGUGUCCUGGAUGUGGAUCUGCUCGAGUUGGUGAUCCGGACCUGGAAAGGCAGCACGGAGGGCAAACUGAGCCAGCCCCUCUUCGAGCUCCGCUGCUCCAACAACGUGGUCCACCUGCACAGCUGUGCCGACUCGUGCGCCCUGCUGGCCAACCUGCUCCAGUACGUGGUCAACUGCGGGGACCUGCACCCCCCGCCCCGGCCCCCCAGCCCCACGGAGAUCGCCGGCCAGAAGGUGCAGCUCUCCGAGAGCCCGGCCUCCCUGCCCUCCUGCCCCCCAGCGGAGACGGCCCUCAUCAACCAGCGGGACCUGACCGACGCCCUCAUCGACACGGAGCGCAGCCUGCGGGACCUGGCCCUGCCGCCAGGCGGUGGGCCCCUCCGGCAGGCCUCUCCUGUGUCCGUCUACCUAUUCCCAGGGGAGCGGGGCGGAGCCCAGCCCCCUCCGUCCCCCGGCGGGCCCUGCGAAAGCAGCCUCGGAACCAAAGAGGAGGAGGCGGAGGAGGAGGAAGAGGAGGAGGAGGGGGACGGGGACGCCCUGGACAGCGACGAGUUCUGCAUCCUCGACGCCCCCGGCCUCGGCAUCCCCCCCCGGGACGGAGAGCCCGUAGUAACCAAGCUCCAGGCGGGGCCCAUCACCGUCCGGGACGGCCACUUCUCUCGCCCUCUGGGCAGCACGGACCUGCUGCGAGCCCCUGCCCACUUCCCCGUGCCCACCAGCCGCCUGGUGCUGCGGGAGGUCUCGCUCGUCUGGCACCUCUACGGGGGCCGCGAUCUGGGGCCUCCCCACGGCCACAGGACAAAGUCCGGCCUGUCGGGCCCCCGCGGCUCCCCGUCCCGCUGCUCCGGCCCCAACCGGCCCCAGAACUCGUGGCGCACCCAGGGGGGCAGCGGCCGCCAGCACCACGUGCUCAUGGAGAUCCAGCUCAGCAAGGUGAGCUUCCAGCACGAGACGUACCCGACGGAGAGAGCGGCGGCCCCCGGGGCCGAGCUGGCCGAGCAGCCCUUGUCCCGGCAGGUGUUCAUCGUGCAGGAGCUCGAGAUCCGCGACCGGCUCGCCUCGUCCCAGAUCAACAAGUUCCUGUACCUGUACACGAGCGAGAAGAUGCCGCGGCGCGCCCACUCCAACAUGCUCACCAUCAAGGCCCUCCACGUGGCCCCAGAGGCCGGCCUGGGGGGCCCCGAGUGCUGUCUCCGCGUCUCCCUCAUGCCCCUGAGGCUCAACAUCGACCAGGACGCCCUGUUCUUCCUGAAGGAUUUCUUCACGAGCCUGGCUGCCGGCAUCACGCCGGUGAUUCCCUCGGAGACGGUGGCGGAAGCUCGCCCAGAGCCCGCUGCGCGGAGUGGCGCCUCCCAGGAGAAGCUGGCGGAGCAGGCGGAGAUGAGCAGUUCUGUGGAGACGACGACCAGCGAGCAGAGCUCCUCGGCGGCCUCCGUGGCGUCGGCCGAGCAGCCCAUUUACUUCAGGGAGUUCCGCUUCACCUCUGAGGUGCCCAUUUGGCUGGACUACCACGGCAAGCACGUCACCAUGGACCAGGUGGGCACCUUCGCCGGGAUCCUCAUCGGCCUGGCCCAGCUCAACUGCUCAGAGCUCAAGCUCAAGCGUCUCUGCUGCCGGCACGGGCUCCUGGGGGUGGACAAGGUGCUGGGCUACGCCCUCAACGAGUGGCUACAGGACAUCCGGAAGAACCAGCUGCCGGGGCUCCUGGGAGGCGUGGGCCCCAUGCACUCCGUGGUCCAGCUCUUUCACGGCCUUCGAGACCUGCUGUGGCUUCCUAUCGAGCAGUACCGGAGGGACGGACGCCUCAUGCGGGGGCUGCAGCGGGGGGCUGCCUCCUUUGGGUCUUCUACGGCCUCUGCCGCGCUGGAGCUCAGUAACCGCCUCGUGCAGGCCAUCCAGGCCACCGCCGAGACUGUGUACGACAUCCUGUCCCCAGCGGCGCCCGUGUCGCGCUCCCUGCAGGACAAGCGCUCGGCCCGCAGGCUCCGCCGCGGCCAGCAGCCGGCCGACCUCCGGGAAGGCGUAGCCAAAGCCUACGACACCGUGCGCGAGGUACCCCUCCGGUCACCCCGAGCCUCAGGAGGCAGCCAGCCCGUGUCCCUGCAGAGGGGGGCCGGGGGAGGCCCCUUCCGUUUGGGAGGCUGA
Gracilinanus agilis (Agile Gracile Mouse Opossum) is the source of this 5673-nucleotide messenger RNA. It is a transcript of the gene ATG2A, whose product is annotated as autophagy related 2A. The transcript is spliced from 41 exons. Bases 1 to 5673 code for a protein of 1890 amino acids. Gene Ontology annotation, biological process: autophagy of mitochondrion; piecemeal microautophagy of the nucleus; reticulophagy. Gene Ontology annotation, molecular function: phosphatidylinositol-3-phosphate binding. Gene Ontology annotation, cellular component: phagophore assembly site; extrinsic component of membrane. Lineage: Eukaryota; Metazoa; Chordata; Mammalia; Didelphimorphia; Didelphidae. The record is from RefSeq and is a predicted model, not a curated record.